Molecule: messenger RNA, 1140 nt
Organism: Populus nigra (black poplar)
Lineage: Eukaryota; Viridiplantae; Streptophyta; Magnoliopsida; Malpighiales; Salicaceae
Product: WAT1-related protein At4g30420-like
Exons: 7
Coding region: 1-1140 (379 amino acids)
Cellular component (GO): plasma membrane
Molecular function (GO): transmembrane transporter activity
Source: RefSeq, a predicted model, not a curated record
AUGAAUGUGAUAGAUAGUUACAAGCCUGUGAUGGCUAUGAUGGGAGUACAGGUUCUUGAAGCAGGAGUAGCUAUUUUUUCUGAAGCAGCAUUUUCACGAGGAUUAAGUCCUGAAAUCCUGUCAGUCUACAGGCAGGUCAUUGCAGCCUUGGUCAUAGCACCUAUGGCUUAUUUCUCAAGAAGGAGAGCGUCCAGUACAAUUUCUCUGGGACUAAAGGAAUUUGUAUUGUUAUAUAUAGCUGCUUUGCUUGGCCCAACAAUCAACUCAAUUGCCUUCUUUGAAGGCAUCUCCUUAUCUUCUUCAACAAUGUCAAGCACAAUGUCUAAUAUAGUUCCUGGACUCACUUUUGUAUUUACAGCAGCUAUAGGAAUGGAGAAAGUUAAUAUCCGCAGCUUGAGAAGCAACGCGAAGAUAAUAGGGACAGUUAUCAGUGUUAGUGGAGCCAUGUCCAUGGCAUUGCUCAAAGGGCCAAAACUACUUAACGCAGGAAUCGUAGCAACAAAAUCUUCCAGUGGCUCUAGUGGUGAGACUUGGUUGCUGGGUUCACUAAUCCUUUUUGGAAACAGUUGUUGCUGGGCAAUUUGGACCAUCAUGCAGGUCCCAAUAUCAGCAAGAUGUCCUGAUCCUUUACUCUCUACUGCUUGGAUGUGUUUCUUUGGAUCCAUACAAACAACAGCAGUUACCAUCUUCUUAAAGACAGAUCCACAAGCAUGGAAACCACAUUCAAAUCUUGAGUAUGCUUGUUUACUCUACGUAGGGAUUGCUUCUGCAAGCAUCAUUAUUCUUCAAGCCUGGUGCAUUGCACGAAGGGGUCCGCUCUUCUCAGCAAUGUUCAGCCCCCUAUCUACUGUUAUUGUUACCACCUUAGCUGCUAUAUUUCAACAUGAAAUGGUUUACACGGCAAGCUUGUUAGGCGCUGUUGCUGUGAUUGCUGGUUUGUAUAUGGUGCUGUGGGGUAAAGCUGAAGACCAAAGGGAGAUCAGACAAGUGACAAAUUUUAUACCACAAGUUGACCAGAGAAGUAUUCAGCAAGGUUCUAUAGAUGAAUCUUCAGGAAAGAACGUCUGCAAAAUAAAUUUGGAAAAGCCACUUCUACCUGACAAAUUCCCUAGUGUCGACAAAGUUGAUGAACCUGAAUGA